Molecule: messenger RNA, 2805 nt
Organism: Toxotes jaculatrix (banded archerfish)
Lineage: Eukaryota; Metazoa; Chordata; Actinopteri; Toxotidae
Gene: ccdc51
Product: coiled-coil domain containing 51
Exons: 7
Coding region: 216-1523 (435 amino acids)
Source: RefSeq, a predicted model, not a curated record
CCUGCUCAAAAUGUCACCCGGCUGUUAGCCGUUUCAUUUGAGACGCUACCUCGUUACCCAAAAAAGAAACUUCAUCUGUCUGACAUGUAUGCUUUGGCAACAUCGAAGACAACAGUUGUUCUCACAGGUGCCUGUUCCAGUGUGAGCCCUGUAGCUGCUGUGAAAGUGAAACUCUGAUAGUUUCCAAGCUGCACUUCUGACUGCUGCCCUUCUUAAUGAGGUACAGAGGAGCACAGAUCUGUCGCUGGGCUCAUGGCUCGUGCUGCCUGUCUCACCUCUCCCUGCCUGGAUCUCUAUCAGGCAGAAUCACUCUGGUCCGAACCUACAGUGCUCAUCAUCAGGCCAGCCCCCCCUCACCCUCUAACCCUGCACCCCCUGAUGGGAAGGGAGGAGCUGAGGAAGCAAAGGAGCGAGCCCUGGCUGCCUUACAGCAUGCAGGUGAUUUGGGGCGGCAGUGGGGUCAGAGGUCAGCUCAAACCGCCACUGCCACAGUCAACUACUGGUGGGAGAGGUACGAGGAGUUUGUUGGACUUAACGAGGUCCGCGAGGCUCAGACCAAGGUCACUGAGGCUGAGGCAGCCUUCAUGGUGGCCAGAGGGAUGGUACGCGAGGCUCAUGCUAGCCUGGAGGUCCUGCAGGGCAGACUGAAGGAGGUCCGAGACCGGCUGGACAGAGUGUCCAGGGAGGAGGCCCACUACCUGGAGUUGGCCACGCAGGAGCACAAACUGCUGCAGGAGGAGCGUCGUCUCCGGACAGCGUAUGAGAACGCUGAGGGUUCAGAGAGAGAGAAGUUUGCUUUGUUUUCAGCAGCCGUCAGGGAGAGCCACGAAAAGGAGAGGACGAGAGCGGAAAGGACCAAGAACUGGUCCGUCAUCGGCUCGGUGCUCGGAGCCCUGAUCGGAGUCAUGGGAUCGACUUAUGUCAACCGUGUCCGCCUGCAGGAGCUGAAGAGUCUGCUGCUGGAGGCCCAGAAAGGUCCAGAGAGCCUGCAGGAAGCCCUCAGAGUCCAGGCUGGAAACCACCGCUCCCAGCAGGACGAGCUCCGAACGCUUAUCGACAGCCUCAGGGUCACGCUGAAUGAUGCCUUCUCACAGAGGGGCAGCGUCCCUCAGGGCAAAGGAGGUCCGACACGAGACACACCCACUGUGCCCCUUUCAGCCUUAAAAGACCUUCACAUCAGUAGCCAAAGGACCCAGUCCCUCCUGGAGUCCCUCCCGCCACAGCUGGGACAACUGGAGCAAGGACUUGGUAGAGUUGAGAGCAAAUUGUCAGUGGUGAACAGGCUGCUGGACACCACACCGCAGGCAGCAACGCAGGCGGGUGAGCUGCAGUUAGCAAGACCAGAGAUAGCAGAAAGAGGGGACCAGUGGGAAUCUGAGGUGGUGGCGAGGCGCCUGGAGGAGACCCAGAGGACGCUGGGAGAGCGAAUCAGAGAAAACACUCUUUAUAAUGCUGUGUUUACCUACACAGCCACAGCCAUCACCAUCUCUGCUGUCUACCUGCUGCUCAGGGGAACUGGUUAGAUGUGAUACCUCCAGUCUGAAUAUGUUCACCCACACUGUAACAGUCUCAGUCACUGCGAGCACUAAUCUGAAUCUGUUAAACUGCUUAGAGGUGUUGAUCUGGGCUUUUUUUGCUGCUGCUGUUUUCCACUCUACUGAAAAUCUGAGAGAAACUGGUGGUUUCUCAAAACUUUAAUUCUGUGAACUAAGGAUAAAACAUCAUUAUAAAAAUUAAUAAUAUUAAUAUUUAUGGUCUCUUUUCCAUCACUACUCAAUAAAUAUUUUAAUAAUUUCAAUUCAAUUCGUGAGAUAAAGCAUGUUGUUUUUUUUCUUGAUAAAUGAAAAAUCCAAAGCAGCUUUGUAAGAAUUCAGGGUUUGUGUAUGUGGACAGCGGCAUCGGUCUCUGUCACUGAGGGAGACCGUCAGAUAAAGGGGGUGAACACCAGUUUAGCUAAAACCUUCUGCUGUGUUCAUUCUGUACCUGCUGCUCAGAGACACAGAAAAAAAAUGAAAUGAAAAAAUGUCACGAUUAUUUACCUGAGACCCACUUCCACAUCAACACCUGCGACAGUCAAAACAUCAUUUCUGAAGAGCAUUUAGGAAAACUUUAAUGAUAAUUUAAUGAUGAUUUAAAUAUGAUAUAUGGGGUUACUUGAUGGGGUACAUGUCGCUAAGUUAGACCAGUGCCAAGUGAGAUUUUAACCUUGGUGACUUGAUUCAGCCUUGUAAUCAUCAGCCUUGUCGGUAGCUGAACCUCAGUGGGACCACAUUUCCUGUUCAUGAUCCCACCUUUGGGAUCUUUGGGAUUCAUUUCCAGUCUGUGCCAAGCUGAAACAGCAUAACGUUCAGACAACAGACUCAUUUCACUGGAAAUUAUACUUGAGAUCAAUACAGGUAUAAACACCUGAAGGAAACGAUGAUAUGAAUAAAUGAACUGUGAGAUAGAAUUUUUUCUUACAAGAUUAUUGUAAGAAAAAAUUGUCAUGUGAACUGGAAAAAGGUGAAGUCUCCUUAUUCACCUUUAAUCACUGCGUUGGAUUACAAAAACAUAAAAUAAUUUUUUUUUCUCUGCACUGAAUCAAUGCUCUCUUUCCCCCAAAUACCAACUGCAUGAGACAAAAUGUCAAUGAAGCUGUGGAGACUCUGUCCUCAACAGUGGAAUUCCUUUUAAAAUCUCCUCCGGUACUUUAACUCCAGGGUUGUUGUGUGUUUUCAUGUUGCUGUUGUUGUGUGUUUUCAUGUUGUUGACAGCGUGCACUGAGCUGGAUGAUGAUCACUGUGCAUUAAAUGUUCGAAGGGAAAA